GGAAAAUCCGGGGGAGGGUGAUUACCUAACUCGACCUCGGCUCAACGCUCCCAACAGAUCAACAGAUCUAUUGGUAAAUCUUUCUUCCUGGCAGUCUACAGUAGAGCCUAAAAGGGUGUCAUCGCAGACCUCCAGUCAGCCCUCUGUUCAACGUCAGCAGUCAGCACCCUGAGGCCACCGAUCUACUUACUCCGGCCGUCCGAUUCCCAACCUGAAGCGUUGACUUCUCUGGAAUUGAAUCUUAGUUCCUCAUUCCGUUCGAAUUACACACCUCACUCCAAACAAAAGCCGCUUCCUCUCCGUACAGCUCCUUCUAACAUCCAUCUCAUCAGCAUCAGAACACCAUCACAGCCACCAAUAGACCCAUCCUGAACGGAAUCAAAAAAGGAUGUCAACCAGCACGACCACCAGGCCCCCAACCAGGGCGGCCACAGCCUCCCGACCCUCUGCCUCAUCCCCACUCACCAAACCCUACCUCAUCCUCUACAACGCCCUCAACUUCACCCUGUGGGCCACCUGCACGCUCCAGGGCCUCACCCUCCUCGCGACGGGCACGCCACUACCCCUCAUCUUUCAAAAAGUCUACCCGCUCCUCCAGGCCACGCAAUCCCUCGCCCUGCUCGAGAUCCUCCACAGCCUGGCGGGCCUCGUGCGCGCGCCCGCCACCACCACCGCGAUGCAGGUCGCCAGCCGCAUCCUCCUGGUGUGGGGGAUCAUGUACCCCUUCCAGCGCGAGAUUGUCGGGGCCACCGCCACCGUUGCGGGCGCGCAGACCGGCGACUACGCGUUCCUGGGCUGCCUCAGCGCCUGGGGCAUUACCGAGUGCAUCCGGUAUGGGUUCUUCGUCUGCCAGGUCUCCGGGCUCGGGGUGCCGGCGUGGUGGGCGUGGCUGCGGUACAAUACCUUCUACGUGCUGUAUCCGUUGGGCAUUAGCAGUGAGUGUGUGAUGGUGGUGCAGGCGUUGAAGCCCGCGGCGGCGGUGAGCCCCGUGUAUUGGUGGUUUUUGGUUGUCGUUUUGGGGGUUUAUGUGCCUGGCUCGUAUAUUCUCUACACGCAUAUGAUUGCUCAGAGACGCAAGGCGUUGAAGAAGAAAUGAUGGGCUCAGCCGUGCUGUGCUCUGGGUUGGGGCCAUUUGGGGGCGAGCGAGCGACGUGACCGAGAUUCGCCGGAGAGUACUCCGUACGGAGGACGGAGUACGGAGAAGGAGACACUGCAUGUAUCAAGCAGUAUCACGAUAAUAAAGCUACGCUGCGCUGUACUGUAC
Molecule: messenger RNA, 1264 nt
Organism: Aspergillus aculeatus ATCC 16872
Lineage: Eukaryota; Fungi; Ascomycota; Eurotiomycetes; Eurotiales; Aspergillaceae
Product: protein tyrosine phosphatase-like domain-containing protein
Exons: 2
Coding region: 389-1096 (235 amino acids)
Biological process (GO): fatty acid elongation; sphingolipid biosynthetic process; very long-chain fatty acid biosynthetic process
Cellular component (GO): endoplasmic reticulum membrane
Molecular function (GO): 3-hydroxyacyl-CoA dehydratase activity
Source: RefSeq, a predicted model, not a curated record